AUGGUAUCGGGCAGAGACAGUCUCGGGGACACAAUCGCACGUUCUCUACCAGCAGUAUCGCGCUUGAUUGUUGGUUCUGAGCACACAAACCGCGAUUUGGCGCUAUUUGCGAAAGAUAUUUUGCGAGAAAAGCAAGAAGAAGGGGAGUGGGAAGUUGGAGACCAAAGCUUAAUCAAUGAAAUUCUAGACGUAAUAAGUAUUGGUGGUGAAGGGAUGUUUCUAUGGGCUUUCCUCACUAUUGAGGAUAUAUGCACACGUCGUAAUGACGACGAAGUACGGGAAGCUCUUCUCGAUAUUCCGAGAAACCUUCCGGAGACGUUUGAUCGAGCUCUCAGACGGAUUGAUCAGAAGGGAAAUACCGAGAUUGCACAGUCAGUCUUUAAAUGGACUGCAGCCGUCAACUCACCACUGACACUGAGUCAAUUUGCGGAGGUUCUGAAGAUCAAAAUAAACCAGAGAAGCUCACAGGAAAGCCAGCGAAUUAAUGGUAUCAACCGUCUACCGGCAUGGUGUGAGAAUCUCGUACAGGUAGAAGAAGGUAGCGAAACCGUCCAUUUCAGCCAUCAUUCGAUCUCGGCAUAUCUACUGGGUUCUACGGAAAAGCCAAAUCAUUUAUUCAACUUGGAUCUACGAGAUUGCGACGGCUUUGUUGGCGAGAUCUGCCUGACCUACCUUAAUUUCAGCGACUUCCAGAGGGCAUUGGCCGGGAGACCUCACGACAACCUCACUCCAACAACCCCCAACAAUGUUCCUCAUAAAGUGGUUGACCGCACUGUUGAAUCGCUCAUGGCGAAGAAAUAUGGAAAGGGCAUAGCAAGGUUAAUCAAGAUGCAAUUUAAGGAGUCCCAACCCCUAUCACUUGGGAGGAGCGCCAUGCCAGACAUGUCAUCGGCUGACGGACUGUCGGACACGAACAUGACGCGCGACUACCCGUUUUUGCGGUACGCCAAAGAAAACUGGCCUUGGCAUACACGAAAUAUUUCCACGUCGUCGAGAACGUGGAGGUUGUGGAACAACAUAGAUGCCUCGGCCGACUACGCACCUUGGACCAAUUUGGACUGGAACCCUCCAGGAAUCCCGAGACGCGACUUCAGCUCCUUACUGUCUGGCGCGACUGAAAUUCUUGUCCGACCUCCUUAUGAAUGCGACAUUCGGCUUCGAUUUGCAUUGCAUAGGGCAUUCGCCUACGCCGACCUGCUGGACCAUCAUCCUCUGGUAGACAAGGUGAUCUCGACAUUAGUAGACAAUGGUCUUAAUCUGAAAACGGUGCUUCUGGAAAUGCUGUUACAAUCGGUGUUGGCCCAAGACCUCCCGUUAGGAAGUAAGGAGCGCUAUCAAGAAGAACAACGUGCUCACCAUCGCCUAGUUUGCAGUGUCACUGGGUUCAUAGCGCGAGGUGGCAAGACGUGGCCAUCUAGUUAUGUGCACCAGGACGAAAAUAUCGGGUUCCCGAAAUCUUGCGAUACGUGGCGACAUAAAGGUAUCUAUCAAGAUGUUUGCGCAAUUGUUAGGGGGCACCCUUCCGGAGUUGACAUCCCCAGGGAGAUGCAACUUUACGCAAAGCUUUCGACAAUGGACCUCCACGAAGAAGCAAUUAUCGAGUUUCAAAAAGACGUCCGAGAACACUUCAAAGACCGCCCUCGGCUAUCAAUCAUACCCACCGGAGAUUUCCAUGCUCGCGGUUUCGUUGACAUUGCAAUCCAGCGAGGUGGACCUGGGUCUGCCAAGCUUGUCCGCUGGCUACUGAACGAGGCUGGAGACUUGUCCGACUUAUCCCCCCAAGAGGUUUUGAGCUUUUUGAAUACCGCACUUAUAGCACGAAACGAAGACGCAUUGGAAGCGUUAUUGGAUGAAAAUAAGCUCGCCAAGUCUCAUAGUUUCCAGUCGAUACAGGAAACAACGGUAUUACAUGCAUUAAGGGACAUGUGGCUGCCAAGAGAACUUAGAAAACGUUUCAUCACGUUUUGCAUUCCCUUACAAAGAUAUGCUGAUGACCACGUCGCAGGUUGCGCAGGGCGUUCAUUAUUAAAAGCCGUUCUGUGCGACGCGUGGGAUUUCGCUGUGGCACUGCGAAGAUGUGGAGGUAGUCUGGCUGAUGGAGAAAUCACCAAGCACAAAAAACUUUUGCCCAACACUGAAGCAACUUGCAGGUUGUUUGACGCAGUGCUAGACUGUGCUGCGAGUCAAUCAGCAGAAGUAUGGCACUGCGAUUUACGACAGUCUCCGGAAGUAGCAACGCAAUGGUUGGCGUAUUGUCCAGCACAUAGGACACAGGCUUCGCAAGUUCUGCAAAGUUACAAGCUGUUGGAUCACGAUCCAAUGCAAAAUGACCCGGAAAGGUUGCUUGAUGCUCUCCGACGUACUUACUUUACAACUCGUCAUGUUAAGCCAUGCAGGGGUUUCGUAAUAGGGGACGAUAGUAACAGAAAAUGA
Molecule: messenger RNA, 2433 nt
Organism: Colletotrichum truncatum
Lineage: Eukaryota; Fungi; Ascomycota; Sordariomycetes; Glomerellales; Glomerellaceae
Source: RefSeq, a predicted model, not a curated record